GUUCCGUCACUGAUCUUGUCCUUAACGGAGGUAGAGCCCCUUGGGGAAAAUAAUGAGUGCUGCACAUAAUGAUUGCCAUGGGUUCCCAGUGGCGGCAAUUGCAACGCUUGGUUCGGAUAUUGCGCCCAGAGGUUCGCCUGCUGCCAGCCAGCUGUCAGUGGCGAAAUUCCGCUAGAUUUUGGCACAACUCGGCUGUCCAUUGUCGCCAGCCGCCAGCCGGCAAUGGAUCGGCUCGGGGAAAGAGCGGGGCUGGUGGUACGCUCUCUUCCUGGGGGACGGAAGACAACGAGGAGGGGGACCUCGUAGACAACGACGACGAUGAAGAAGAAGAAGAAGACGACCUGGACGACGUCGAAGACCUGGAUGUAGAAGACAAGUUGUUGGAGGAGUCGAGAUUACCUUUUGUCACCCUGGAGGCCCAAAAGGUGUUUAUUGUACACCCGGCUGUGAAAUGGGGACCUGACAAGCCGAAGCUGACCACAGCUGAAUUGCAGCUAGCUGAAGCUGUUACUCUAAUAAACACCCUUCAAAACUGGACCGUGAUAGAUACAAUCAUUCUGCCUAUACAAAUUCCUGACAAGAAAUUUAUCUUUCACAAAGGAAAUUUUCAACUUCUAACUGAAAAAAUUAAAAGAUUGCCUCUUUUAUCAUCUGUCUUUGUAAAUGUAGAAAUGCUCUCUCCUAUAACUAAAAAAGAACUUGAAAAGGCCUGGGGCUUGAAGGUUUUUGACAGAUAUACCAUUGUCCUUCAUAUUUUCCGAUGUAAUGCUCAAACAAAGGAAGCAAAACUCCAGAUAGCUUUGGCUGAACUCCCACUUCUAAGAACCAAUGUAAGAAAUGAGGUUGCUCAAUUAGAUCAACAGAGAGGUGGCUCAAGAUACAUUAUGGGAUCAGGUGAAACCUUCAUGGAAAUUCAGCUUCGUCUCUUAAAAGAAAAAGAAGUUAAAAUUCGAAAGGCUCUAAGGAAGCUUAAAAAAAAUAGAAGUUUACUCAGAAAACAACGGAAGAAAUCUGAAUUUCCAAUUAUUUCAGUAAUGGGCUAUACUAAUUGUGGGAAAACCACUCUAAUCAAAUCCCUCACAGGGGAUGCAAAGUUACAGCCUCGGGAUCAACUUUUUGCCACAUUGGACAUUACAGCUCAUGCUGGCUACCUGCCAUCUCGAUUGACUGUUCUGUAUGUUGAUACCAUUGGAUUUCUCUCUCAGUUGCCCCACAAUCUUGUUGAAUCAUUUUCAGCUACAUUAGAAGAUGUAGCUUGCUCAGAUUUAAUUGUUCAUGUGAGAGAUGUUAGCCAUCCAGAAACCAGCCUCCAGAAAAAAACUGUAUUAUCAGUUCUCAAGAAUCUUAAUAUUCCCAAUCAUCUACUUGAAUCCAUUAUUGAAGUACACAAUAAAGUGGAUUUAGUAGAUAGGUAUCAACCUGAAGAACAAAAUGCUAUAGUCACUUCAGCUCUCCUUGGAUAUGGUUUAAAAGAGCUGAAAGAAGAAAUUGAGGCAAGAGUUUUGAAAGGAACUGGGAAAAAAAAUAUGACAAUUAAAAUAAAUUUAUCUGGACCUCAGCUCAGUUGGCUGUACAAAGAAGCAGUAGUACAAGAAGUUGAUGUUGCUCCUGAAGAUAAUACAGCUAAAGUAAAGGUCAUCAUAAGCGACUCUGCCCUCUGGAAAUGCAAACGGCUAUUUCCUCAGUCUAGUUAUUUGUCUUGAUAACCGCAGCCUGCUUUGCUUCUGGGAGAAAGGUCCUCCAGCAAAUUUUUAAGAGACAAGAGCUCCAAUCGCAGUGAUGAGACUGCAGAUACAACGUUGACUCCAGUGGACUUAAAAAUUAAUGUAAACAUGGUUAAUAAAACUGUUACUCCUGAUAUAAAGCUUGCCAACUUUUCAACACUGAGUUAAUGAUGACCAUGAGAAGAAAGCUGUUCCAGGACAAUUUUAAAUUUUUGUACAGGAAGUAGUUAUCUAUAUGCGACAAUUAUAUUGAAUAGAGGUUGAGGUGUUUCAUUUAUUUAUUAAAUUCAUAUGCCACACAUUUCAUUGUCAGGCAAUUCUGGGCAGCUUGCAACGUCAUAAAACAUUAAAUACAUGUUUUACACAGCAAUAUAAAACAUUAAAACACUGGGCAUUAGCAUAAAACUGGGUGAACCAACAACUUGGGGUGUAGAUGAGAUCGUCUUACUAACCACCUAUAGCAGAGGAACCUCCAUCAGGACCCAAGCCAAUUGGCAAAGCCAGAUUUCCAGCCCUUUCACAAGGCCAAGAGAAUUAGAGUUAGUAUGCUUAAUGCUGGAAAAUAUACACUUAUAGGAGUAUAUGUGACUUGGUUUUGAUUAUGUGAUGGAUGUUGAUAUUAUAACAUGUCAUUUGGAGUCUCUUCAACUGUUGGAAUAAUGUGUGAUUGCUUUACAUGAGAUUCAGAGUCUUACAGCUAAAAAAAAUCUAUAGCUGAAGAGGGGGAAAGAAAAUAAGCAGCUCAACCCAGAAAAGCACAGCUCAAAUGGAAAUAUCUAGGAUAAUAUGCUGUAUGCUUUUCCCCGAAGGUUGGAGGUCUCAAUGUAUAAUAUUACCCAUUAGUUUAAUUCUAUUUUUGGGGUACAGAACUAGUUGUCACUCCUGCUACAGGUAUUGUGGAAGAUUCUCAGAGCAAACAUCGCAGCAAACAGUUAUUUGGGAUGGUAGAUCAAGAAAGUGGCAGGGAGGGUGCUAUUCACAGUCCACUUCCCAUUCCAAAUCCAUUGCCUGUGAAAGAAGAUAUACAACCUCAUAAACCUCAGCCAUUAUGAAACAUUUUCCUUUCUUCAGCAUAGUUAAGUCCUGCUUCUUGUCAGCACUUCAAGCUGCAUUUACUCUAGUGCUGACAUAAGAAGGAGAAGCGGAGGCAUCUGGAAAGGGAUGUUUGACUUUUCACCUACUUAUUUUCCCUGGAGAUAAUAUCCCCUAGGGGAUGGGAUGGGAGGGGGGAAAUUCCUUUGAGCUGGAGCAGUAGAUUAGGGAUAGAGUGACUUGGAAGAUGGCCAAUGAGUGCAGGGGAGUGGGAAACGGAAAGGGAGGGUUUUGGGUCUGGAAGUCAGUGUUGGCUGCGAUGGAGUCGGAGUUAUAAUGUCGUGCUUAAUAAAUGGGAGUUUUUCAAAAGAGA
Molecule: messenger RNA, 3129 nt
Organism: Pantherophis guttatus
Lineage: Eukaryota; Metazoa; Chordata; Lepidosauria; Squamata; Colubridae
Gene: GTPBP6
Product: GTP binding protein 6
Cellular component (GO): cytoplasm
Molecular function (GO): ribosome binding; GTP binding
Source: RefSeq, a predicted model, not a curated record